GUAGAGGAGAAAUACUGCCCACCAAGUCGCAGCACAGUAACCAGGCGUCUGAGUGAGCUUGCAGCAGAAAAAAUGUCCAAGAUAAAAUCCAAGUUAGAGAAGACAGACACUGUUUCUGCGACUGUGGAUAUCUGGACUGACAGGAGCAUGCGUGGCUUCUUAGGUAUAACAUCUCAUUUUAUGGAACUUGAGAAGAAUGGCCCAAAACUACAGUCAGUUCUUUUAAGUUGUGAGCGUUUCACAGGGUCACACACUGGACAAAGGAUAAGUGAAAAGUUUGAAGAGAUAUGUGACAACUUUAACAUAAAACACAAAUUAGAUUACAUCAUCUCUGAUAAUGCUGCUAAUAUGAAAAAAGCUUUCACAGUUUGUUUCCCCUCUACUGUGACUGAUAGUGAAGAUGGUGACAAUGAUCUGGAAAAUGGCAACUUAUGGGAGGAAAUGAGUGAAGAGUUCCAGGAUGAUGUGGAAUCCAUCCAGAGAAGUUGCCAGCAGCAGCGCUUACAGUGCUUUGCACAUUCCCUGCAACUUGUUGUGCGAGAUGGACUGAAAGAAACAAAAUGUAUAAACAAUGCAAUGGCAAAAUUGACAAGAUUUUGCAGUUUGCUGCAUUCUACAUGUAGCAUGAAGGAAGCAUUUGAGGGUCAAUAUGGAGCCGGUCACAGCAUCCCAUCUGCUGUAUCAACAAGAUGGAACUCAACGCUUCGCCUUGUGGAGGCAGUCACUGAUCUGGAUCUCCAAAAUCUAAAUGUUCUGCUGGAAACUCAGGGACAUAAAGAGCUGUGUCUGUCAGCUCGAGAAUGGAGUCAGCUUAAAGAACUUGUAGAAAUUCUGUCCCCUUUUCUUCAAGCUACAGACCUCACACAAGGGGAGAAAGUAGUGACUGUUAGUGCAGCUCUCCCCUGUGUACUGUCCCUUAACAGUCAUCUCACCAGCAUGCUGAAUACAACUCGUCAUCUGGUCGGUUUCAUAAAAGCACUGCAAACAUCACUUCAUCAGCGUUUUAAGGGGAUCUUUGUGAAUGUCAGAAUGGAUGUGCCAGCUCAGCCUGCUGAAGAUCUUCCAUUUGGAGAUAACCUUUACUUGAUGUCUGCAUUCCUUGAUCCAUCAUUCUGCCUCUUUUGGCUGGAACAAGAUGUCUUUGCAACUGAUGAAGUCAAGAGUGAAGUGAAGGAGAUAUUAAUAG
This is a messenger RNA of Austrofundulus limnaeus, 1186 nucleotides long. Its product is annotated as zinc finger BED domain-containing protein 1. Lineage: Eukaryota; Metazoa; Chordata; Actinopteri; Cyprinodontiformes; Rivulidae. The record is from RefSeq and is a predicted model, not a curated record.